CAAAGUAGCGGGCCGAGCCCCGGGGGAGCGGGGCUGCAGCUGGGGGCGGGAGCCCGCGGGGAGCCCAGCCGAGCGCCCCCCGCCGCAGCCCCCGACAUGGGCAGGACGGGGAGGCCGGGGCGGGCGCCAGGCGCGGCGCGCUGAGGGUCUCCCAUGGGAUUGCUGGGACCUUGCUGGGUGAGAUGGCACUGUGUGCAAAAAAGCGCCCCCCAGAAGAAGAAAGGCGGGCUCGAGCCAACGACCGGGAAUACAACGAGAAAUUCCAGUAUGCGAGUAACUGCAUCAAGACCUCCAAGUACAAUAUCCUCACCUUCCUGCCUGUCAACCUCUUUGAGCAGUUCCAGGAAGUUGCCAAUACCUACUUCCUGUUCCUUCUCAUUCUGCAGUUGAUCCCCCAGGUGUCCUCCCUGUCCUGGUUCACCACCAUCGUGCCUUUGGUUCUCGUCCUCGCCAUCACGGCUGUUAAAGAUGCCACCGAUGACUAUUUCCGCCACAAGAGUGACAACCAGGUGAAUAACCGGCAGUCCCAAGUGCUGAUCCGCGGGAGCCUCCAGCAAGAGCCGUGGAUGAACGUCCGUGUCGGUGAUAUCAUCAAGCUGGAAAAUAAUCAGUUUGUGGCGGCGGAUCUCCUCCUCCUUUCCAGCAGUGAGCCCCACGGCCUGUGUUACAUAGAGACAGCAGAACUCGACGGGGAGACCAACAUGAAAGUGCGCCAGGCGAUCCCAGUCACCUCGGAGUUGGGAGACAUCAGUAGGCUCGCCAAAUUUGAUGGGGAGGUGGUCUGCGAGCCGCCCAACAACAAGCUGGACAGGUUCAGCGGGACCCUGUACUGGAAGGAGAGCAAGUUUCCGCUGAGCAACCAGAACAUGCUGCUGCGGGGCUGCGUGCUGCGUAACACGGAGUGGUGCUUUGGCCUGGUGGUGUUUGCUGGUCCCGACACAAAGCUGAUGCAGAACAGCGGCAGGACCAAGUUCAAGAGAACGAGCAUCGAUCGCCUGAUGAAUACACUGGUGCUCUGGAUUUUCGGGUUCCUGGUCUGCAUGGGGGUGAUCCUGGCCAUCGGCAACGCUAUCUGGGAGCAUGAGGUCGGGACGCGCUUCCAGGCCUACCUGCCCUGGGACGAGGCGGUGGACAGUGCCUUCUUCUCUGGCUUCCUCUCCUUCUGGUCCUACAUCAUCAUUCUCAACACCGUUGUGCCCAUAUCGCUCUAUGUCAGCGUGGAGGUCAUCCGCCUGGGCCACAGCUACUUCAUCAACUGGGACAAGAAGAUGUUCUGUGCGAAGAAGCGGACGCCCGCAGAGGCCCGCACCACCACCCUGAGCGAGGAGCUGGGCCAGGUGGAGUACGUCUUCUCCGACAAGACGGGCACGCUCACGCAGAACAUCAUGGUCUUCAGCAAGUGCUCCGUCAGCGGCCGCAGCUAUGGGGACGUGUUCGAUGUCCUGGGACACAAAGCCGAAUUGGGAGAGAGGCCAGAGCCUGUGGACUUCUCCUUCAACCCUCUGGCCGACAAGAAGUUCGUCUUCUGGGACCCUAGCCUCCUGGAGGCCGUCAAGACGGGCGACCCCCACGCGCACGAGUUCUUCCGCCUCCUUUCUCUGUGUCACACCGUCAUGUCUGAAGAGAAGAACGAAGGCGAGCUAUACUACAAGGCACAGUCCCCGGACGAGGGUGCCUUGGUCACGGCGGCCAGGAACUUCGGUUUUGUGUUCCGCUCUCGCACUCCCAAAACCAUCACCGUGCACGAGAUGGGCACAGCCGUCACCUACCAGCUGCUGGCCAUCCUGGACUUCAAUAACAUCCGCAAGCGGAUGUCCGUCAUCGUGCGGAAUCCAGAAGGGAGGAUCCGACUCUACUGCAAAGGGGCUGACACGAUCCUGCUGGACAGGUUGCACCCCUCCCCCCAGGAGCUGCUCAGCACCACCACGGACCACCUGAAUGAGUACGCCGGGGAAGGGCUGCGGACCCUGGUCCUGGCGUACAAGGACUUGGAUGAAGAGUACUAUGGGGGCUGGGCCCAGAGACGGCUCCAGGCCAGCCUGGCCCAGGACAGCCGGGAGGACAGGCUGGCCAGCGUGUACGAGGAGGUGGAGAGCGACAUGGUGCUGCUGGGUGCGACAGCCAUCGAGGACAAGCUUCAGCAGGGGGUUCCGGAGACCAUCGCCCUCCUGACGUUGGCCAACAUCAAGAUCUGGGUGCUGACCGGGGAUAAGCAAGAAACGGCUGUGAACAUCGGCUAUUCCUGCAAGAUGUUGACGGACGACAUGACGGAGGUGUUCAUCGUCACCGGCCACACCGUCCUGGAAGUGCGGGAGGAGCUCAGAAAAGCCCGGGAGAAGAUGCUGGACUCGCCCCACGCGGUGGGGAAUGGCUUCACCUGCCCAGAGAAGCGUUCGUCUGCCAAGCUCCCUUCUGUCCUGGAGGCCGUUGCCGGGGAGUACGCCCUGGUCAUCAGUGGGCACAGCUUGGCCCACGCGUUGGAGGCGGACAUGGAGCUGGAGUUCCUGGAGACGGCCUGUGCCUGCAGGGCCGUCAUCUGCUGCCGCGUGACCCCUUUGCAGAAGGCCCAGGUGGUGGAGUUGGUUAAGAAACACAAGAAAGCUGUGACGCUGGCCAUCGGGGACGGAGCCAAUGAUGUCAGCAUGAUCAAGACGGCUCACAUCGGCGUGGGCAUCAGCGGCCAGGAGGGCAUCCAGGCUGUGCUGGCCUCCGACUACUCCUUCUCCCAGUUCAAGUUCCUGCAGCGCCUCCUGCUGGUGCACGGCCGCUGGUCCUACCUGCGCAUGUGCAAGUUCCUCUGCUAUUUCUUCUACAAGAACUUUGCCUUCACCAUGGUCCACUUCUGGUUUGGCUUCUUCUGCGGCUUCUCCGCCCAGACCGUCUACGAUCAGUAUUUUAUCACUCUUUACAACAUUGUGUACACCUCCCUCCCGGUCCUAGCCAUGGGGGUCUUUGACCAGGACGUCCCGGAGCAGCGGAGCAUGGAGUACCCCAAGCUCUACGAGCCGGGCCAGCUGAACCUCCUCUUCAACAAGCGGGAGUUCUUCAUCUGCAUCGCGCAGGGCAUCUACACGUCCGUGCUCAUGUUCUUCAUACCGUACGGGGUGUUCGCCGAGGCCACGCGGGACGACGGCACCCAGCUGGCCGAUUACCAGUCAUUCGCCGUCACCGUGGCCACGUCCCUGGUCAUCGUGGUCAGCGUGCAGAUUGGGCUGGACACCGGCUACUGGACGGCCAUCAACCACUUCUUCAUCUGGGGCAGCCUGGCCGUCUACUUCGCCAUCCUCUUUGCCAUGCACAGCAACGGGCUCUUCGACAUGUUUCCAAACCAGUUCCGGUUUGUGGGCAAUGCCCAGAACACUCUGGCGCAGCCCACGGUGUGGCUAACCAUCACGCUCACCACGGCUGUCUGCGUCAUGCCCGUGGUCGCCUUCCGAUUCCUCAAGCUGAGCCUGAAGCCGGAUCUCUCAGACACAGUGCGCUACAGCCAGCUGGUGAGGAAGAAGCAGAAGGCCCAGCACCGCUGCCUGCGCCGCGUGGGCCGCACCAGCUCCCGCCGGUCAGGCUACGCCUUCUCGCACCAGGAAGGCUUCGGGGAACUCAUCAUGUCGGGCAAGAACAUGCGGCUCAGCUCCCUGGCGUUGGCCGGCUUCACCACGCGCUCCAGCUCCAGCUGGCUUGAGAGCCUGCGGCGCAAGAAGAGCGACAGCGCGGGCAGCCCCAGCGCGGGGCCUGACAAGCCCCUCAAGGGCUGA
Lontra canadensis (Northern American river otter) is the source of this 3755-nucleotide messenger RNA. RefSeq names its product ATPase phospholipid transporting 8B2 (gene ATP8B2). Gene Ontology annotation, biological process: Golgi organization; phospholipid translocation. Gene Ontology annotation, molecular function: ATP hydrolysis activity; magnesium ion binding; ATPase-coupled intramembrane lipid carrier activity. Gene Ontology annotation, cellular component: plasma membrane. The transcript is spliced from 28 exons. Lineage: Eukaryota; Metazoa; Chordata; Mammalia; Carnivora; Mustelidae. Bases 183 to 3755 code for a protein of 1190 amino acids. The record is from RefSeq and is a predicted model, not a curated record.